CUAGGCAUCUUGCAGAAACGCAUCUUUAUGGGCCGGCGAAUAGCGGAAUUGGAGAGGGAGAUUAGAAAUCUUGCUUCUGGAACAAGUCUACUAGGUUCAUCUCCGGGUAUGCGUGACAAUGGAGGAGAAGGAACUUCUACGAGGAAUGAACUAGUUGUUAAGCAGGGUCUGCAAGUAGAUGAGCAACCUCGUCUUCCACAGAGAAUUGCCUUGACACGAACAUCGUUUCCGAAUAGCGUCUAUCAUGCGCCACCAGCCAGCAGCUAUUUCCCUUAUUUCCGGCCAGGGUACCAGAUCAGAGAACGAGCUGUCACGAUUCUGAUUGUUAAAAUUAAGGCUCGCAAGUUUCUUCGGUCAUGGGGGUUGGUCUCUGCCAUCAAAGAGGAGACCCCCUGAGAGAAGAGGGGAAAACAAGGGGAGAGGCAUGGGGCAUUUUUCUUUCGGAAUCAGUGACCACUGACUGCUGACCUUUAAUAAAAGCAAAACUAGCAGACAGACUGACGAUAAAACAGGGAAGUCGCCUCCUUCUAGUGCAACUCUUGUCGAUGCGGUUCGACGAUUUCACAAAAGGACUGUCGUUUCUUCGGCGAUAGCAGAACUACUAGAUGUCGGGGCUUCAUCGACAUCAGAAAACACGACUGGAAGUAGUAGUACUGUUGCUCAAGUUCUUUCUCUCUCUAGCGUAGAUCCUGAUCUCCCUGUUUUGCUUGUGUUUGAAGACUUGUUUUAUGCGCAUCUGGUAGAAGUUUCGACGUCAUCUGGAAUUGGAGGACAUGACCAAGAAUUACCUCCGUUGGAAGAAUUUGUGACAGUAGCGCUUUCUACUGCACUGCAUGCAUUGGAGACUGAAGAGGAGGUCCAAGUCGUCGGAUUCCCUAUUCUUGCCAAGGCGCCUAGUAGAGACGAACUUGUUGCGCAGGAGGGAAGUACCAGUCUUGAUAGGCAUGAAGAUGGCAGGUACUAUCUCUGGGAACCACGUCGGAUUAACAUAAUACAGCAAGGACAGGUGUUGCAGUAUCUUCCGUAUCCGACUGGCUAUACUAGAGCAGCUGGCAAAUUCUGUUUUGAGUCUGAAGGCGGACACUCGGCAGCACGCGUUUUUCGGUCUGGAUCGUUGCUGAAGCGAGUCUUGGGUGCAACGAAAGGGUUGCAAAUUCAGCCGAGACUACAACACAGUGUCGCCGGUAGACAUGAAGAGGAAGAACAAGUG
Molecule: messenger RNA, 1210 nt
Organism: Amoebophrya sp. A25
Lineage: Eukaryota; Dinophyceae; Syndiniales; Amoebophryaceae
Source: the annotation of a GenBank genome assembly